Messenger RNA from Rhipicephalus sanguineus (brown dog tick), 840 nucleotides. RefSeq lists its product as uncharacterized. NCBI's taxonomy places the organism in Eukaryota, Metazoa, Arthropoda, Arachnida, Ixodida, Ixodidae. The record is from RefSeq and is a predicted model, not a curated record. The transcript is spliced from 2 exons. The coding region runs from base 368 to 739 and encodes 123 amino acids.
AUAAUAGUUGCUCCGAAGCGCGCCCCCCAAGUCACGCCAUUUGCGAGCUCAUUUUCAUUUUGUGUAAAUCCAAGACUGAUUUUGCCUGCGGGUCGCGCGACAAACUGCUCAGCGUCUCCGUUCUCGGUUAUACGAGUGAGUGCCACAUUUUACAAACAGCCGAAACCGAAGUGACCGACGACUUUGUUCGUAACGGAGAAUCUCCUACAAAUCGGCAAAAUGAACGGUUUCUACGGCCUUGUCUUCGCAUGCUUCGUGGUUCCGACGCUGCAGUUGGCUUCAAGUAUGCCGACUAAGAAGGCAAUGAUGGACAACGGAAGUAUGAAGGGGCACGGGAAGCAGCAAGGGUCGCCUGGCUGGUAACAUAAUGCCGAGCACGAUAUCGCCGUCCAGUGCACCGAGUGGCGAAGACGAGGACGAGUCCAUGGAAAGCGAGAGCAAGGAAGCGGAUCAGAUCGGCGAAGGUGCGAAGAACUGCACGAUGCCGGGUAUGGACAUGAGCGAAAAAAAGGACAUGGCCAACGGCGGCAUGAAAGGCGGCGCGACAGCCUCCCCAACAAAAGCCAUGAUGAACAACGGCAACAUGGGCAUGCGCAUGACAAAGGCAAACUGCACCGAUCAGCCAAUGGGAGGCAUGAGGAGAGGUGGUGGGAAUAACAUGAGGCCAUCGACGAUGAUGAUGAACGAGAGGGGCAAGAUGCAGUCUGCAAUGACGACGCCGAAGGGACGUCGAAAUUAACAGCACUUGCCUGAGGAAUAUGGUCUUGACUCUUCAUCGCGGCUCAAUAACCUGCCUAAAUAAAACCAGCAGCUGGGAUUCAAAGAAAAACACCUGACACC